Messenger RNA from Malania oleifera, 510 nucleotides. RefSeq lists its product as uncharacterized. Gene Ontology annotation, molecular function: electron transfer activity. Bases 1 to 510 code for a protein of 169 amino acids. The record is from RefSeq and is a predicted model, not a curated record. Lineage: Eukaryota; Viridiplantae; Streptophyta; Magnoliopsida; Santalales; Ximeniaceae. The transcript is spliced from 2 exons.
AUGGGUCUUGUUUAUGCACAGGGACACUUUCUAGCACUGGUGAUGACCGCUUCCAUGUUAUCAGCUGGGAGCAUGGCCAACCAGAACAGUAGCAACAGCGGCAAGUGGGCGUCCUGGAACUUCCCCCCCAAUGCCACCAGAGGCUCCAAACGGAUCGUCGUGGGCGGGUCGAAUCAGUGGCGCUUUGGCUUUAACUACGCGGUCUGGGCUAUGCAAAAUGGCCCCUUUCACCAAAAUGAUACUCUUGUUUUCAAGUAUGAUCCUCCAAACAACUCUACGAAUACACCUCCUCACAGCGUUUAUAUGCUGCCGAACUUUCGGAGCUACGUGACGUGUGACCUCAAAAAAGCCAAGUUGGUGGCGACUCCAACCCAGGGAAGCGGGAAGGGAUUCGAGUUUGUGCUGCAAAAGCCAUGGCAGUUCUACUACUUUGCAUGCGGUGAGAGAAAUGGCAUCCACUGCAACCUUGGCACCAUGAAGUUCUUUGUGAUGCCAUUUCCGCACUAUUGA